Messenger RNA from Penicillium manginii, 2115 nucleotides. RefSeq lists its product as uncharacterized. The record is from RefSeq and is a predicted model, not a curated record. The transcript is spliced from 2 exons. Gene Ontology annotation, molecular function: protein binding. Bases 1 to 2115 code for a protein of 704 amino acids. NCBI's taxonomy places the organism in Eukaryota, Fungi, Ascomycota, Eurotiomycetes, Eurotiales, Aspergillaceae.
AUGGCAGAAGCCUUGACCGUGGUAGGCGCCGUUGCAUCCUUCAUCCAGCUGGUAGACUUCACCACCAAAGUAUGUGAGCGAGUCAACCACUACAUUCACCGCGUCGAUGAAGCUCCAGAGAAUCUACGUGAUAUCGCAAUCUACCUGCCUCUUUUUAUCGACUCAUUGCGUCGGACCCAGUUUCAUAUCGACUUCGGGCACUUCAAUCCGCAAACAUCGUCCGCAUUGAAGAUAUUGGUCGAUGAGUGCUUUUCGCAAAUGAAUGAGCUUGAUGGUCUUAUGACAAAGUUGGCACCUGAGCAGGGUGAUUCCAAGUUGACGAAGGCUCGCAAGACAAUCCUCAGCUUGAAAGAUGAAAAGACAUUGGAAAGAAUCUUCUCUAAAGUCAAGGGUUAUAUCGAGAUGCUGCUGCUUUAUCAAAACUCCGUGACGUCAACUCACACUAUGGCAAAUACUAAGUUAGUAUUGAAGCAGAUCGAGAAUGCAUCCUUCUUAGAAACGGCUACGAGGAUGGACUCGUCGACGACGGAGGCACUUGUGGUAGACUCUAAGAGCAUAAAUUGUCUCGGCCAAACAGCGACUCAUGUCGCUGUAUUGCGGCCAGAUUUGCUUUUUACACUAUUGCAGUUCGAUGUUGCAGACAUUGAUGGAGCCGACUUCUGCGGCAACAGCCCACUUGAUUACGCAGCAGCCUAUGGGUACACUGAUUCUGUGAUUGAACUUCUCAAAGCCGGGGCGGACCCAUUAGAAGACGGACAUCUAAAAUUCUUGCACUGGGCUUUCUUCUGGGAUCGCUGGGACGUCGCAAAAGAAGCUUUUGCUUUCUUUCGUGCAACAACACGCUUCUCUGCUGCAUUCCUCAGAAGUGAACUACAUCAUUUCAUGGGAAAAGUGCAGGGUCGAGGUUGGAGAAGGUCGCCUGAGCUUCUUGAAACGAUGCUCACCCUGGGAGUAGACAAGCAUAUCAUCUUUCAGAACGGCAACACUUUGCUACAUUCUGCUACAGAUUCAAAAUGGAUCAAUUGUUUGUUCAAUGCAGGGUUUCAAGAAAUCGACCACCGCAAUAAUGAAGGCGAAACUGCUCUCAUGAAGUUCAUUCUAUAUCAACGUGAUCUCAGGCUUGUCAGGCAUAUUUUGACCCGAGGCUGCAGUGUUAAUCAUCGGAACAACAGAGGUCAAACAUCUUUGCACGGAGCAUUUGCGCAAAGCAGAUUUUCUUUACCGCAAAGAAAACAAACAUUCACCCUCUCUUUUUUUGACAAAAUUACUGCAACUCACAAAUUCCGGUUCUUCGAUUCAAUAUCGGAAGGUCUUGCCACCAUAGCGAGACUUCUUCAUCAUGGUGCAGAUGCUUCGAUUCGUGACAAUUGCCGUUGCCCUUGUGCCCCUGACGGAUGUUCCCCAGUUCGUAAAUUGCUUGCCGGUGGAAAAUCAAAGUCAUACAUAUGGAUCAUGGAAUGUUUGCUUAUGUUGAUUGAUGUCCAAGGACGGACAAUCGCACAAAAGGCACUGUUUGAGAUAAACAGAGUCCGUGAAUUUCAACUAGCUGAUAUGACCCAUGUCUGUUGCAAUACCGCUGAUAUGACCAAUGUCUGUAGCAAUGCUCUCUACUACGGUACACCCAUGGAUGAUGCAGAAGCCGAUGAAAUCCUCGACGAAGAAAAAGAGUUUGUGGCACUUUUGGAAAAUAAAAGGGGAGAAGCGGCCACCAGCUCAGACAAAAAUUCGAUCGAAAAAAGCUGGCUCAGUUUGAUCUCUGACUUUUGGAUUCCAAACAAGCCUUUGAAGCGCGAGAAAUACAUGGUGAGAUUCAAUCCCCAGUCAAUGGCUGGUUCUGGACCCGGUCGAGCAUUGACAUCCAACAACCCAUUAUGGAAUGGCAAGGAAACUCUGGAUUUCAUUCUCGCUGAGGAAGAGGAAGACAAUUACUGGAUCUUGCUAGAAGGUAUAGAUGGACAUCUGAUGCCACAAAGUUCAAUCUACCUUGCAUGGGUCGAGUGGGUUUACAAAAAUCCAGAAAAAUACGAUUAUCCAUUCCCAGUUGACAGGAACUGGUAUGAAAGAAGGAAGUACUGGGCUACUCGACAGGCUGAGGUUCUUGACGGGCUAUCUUGA